This is a messenger RNA of Verticillium dahliae VdLs.17, 1797 nucleotides long. RefSeq names its product U3 small nucleolar RNA-associated protein. The transcript has a single exon. The record is from RefSeq and is a predicted model, not a curated record. Gene Ontology annotation, molecular function: protein binding. Gene Ontology annotation, biological process: rRNA processing. The coding region runs from base 1 to 1797 and encodes 598 amino acids. Gene Ontology annotation, cellular component: Pwp2p-containing subcomplex of 90S preribosome; small-subunit processome. Lineage: Eukaryota; Fungi; Ascomycota; Sordariomycetes; Glomerellales; Plectosphaerellaceae.
AUGGCCGACAAGCAGGAGCUUGAGGAUUUUUCCGACGAUUCCUCCAUUGCGGAGGAGGUCGAUCUCUCCGAUGACGAGUCCGACCAGGAAGUCGACGUCUUCAACCUCACCAAAGCUCCCGUCGCAGAGAAGGACGCCGAGGAGGAGGAGCUCGAGCGCCUGGUCCUCGGAAGCAAAGCGAGCUUCCGCCAAAACCUCUUCAGCAACGAUUCCCUGGCCGACUUUGAUCUUCUUGAGAAGGAACGCCAACUACAGCUCACCAAGGCUGACGAGCCCAAUCUCGAAGGCGUCGACGAUGCCGACCUUUUCUUCGUCGACGCCGCGCCCAGUGCACCCGGCCAGCACAGCACACAACCGAAGAAGACCGAAAAGGAGGCUGCAGCAUCGGCCGCCGCGCCGGCCUGGGAGGAUAGUGAUGACGAGCGAUUGACUGUAUCGCUGGCGGGCGUGUCACAGCUGCGCAAGCUGCGUAUUGCCGAGAGCGAGGAUGUGGUCACAGGAGCCGAGUACGCGCAGAGGCUUCGACGCCAGUACCUGGCGCUGAACCCCCUCCCAAAGUGGGCUAGAGAAGCCGAGGGCAGGCCUGCCAAGAGGAGAAGAAGGUCGUCCGCUGCGGCGUCAGAUUCGUCCAGCAACUCCGACGAUGACGAUGCCGAGGAGAGCGACAGUGAGCUUUCUGCGGCGCCGCUGGAGAAGCUGCUGCGCGACGUCGGUCGUCUCGCGGGCAAGGACGACGGCAAGAAGAGGAGGCUGCGGCCCGAGGUCAUCGACAUUCAGCGAACCCGCCCCUUACCCGACACACACAAGGCCGCCGUCGGCAACCUCUCCUUCCACCCCGAGUAUCCCGUGCUGCUCUCGUCGAGCGUCGCGUCGGUACUUUUCCUCCACCACAUCAACCCUACGGCACACCCGACACCCAACCCCAUGUUGACCUCGGUGCAGGCCAAGCAGAUCGACGUCAGGAGAGCCGAGUUCCUCUACCCCGGCGGCGAUCAGAUUUUCUUCGCCGGCCGCCGAAAGUACUUCCACAGCUGGGACCUGCAGUCAGGCCUGGUGCAAAAGACGUCACAGAUUCAAGGCCACAAUGCCGAACACAAGUCGAUGGAGCGCUUCAAGCUCAGCCCCUGCGGACGGUAUAUGGGUAUCGUGGCAUCGUCGAGGAAAGGCGGUGGUAUUAUCAAUAUUAUCAGCGUUGGCUCAAGGCAAUGGAUCGCCGCAGCGCGCCUCGACAGCCGUCACGGUAUCGCCGACUUUGCGUGGUGGAGCACGGGCGACGGCCUCACGAUACUCGGACGAGGCGGUCAGGUUGGCGAGUACAGCAUGGAAGAGCGAAAGUUCCUCGGCAUCUGGCACGACGAGGGCUGCAUCGGCGGCAUUGUCGUCGCGCUCGGCGGCCACCAGGGUCCUGCCACCCUCGGUAACGAUCGGUGGGUCGCUGUCGGCUCGAACAGCGGUGUCACGAACAUUUACGACCGUGCCGAGCUCUUCGCGACAAACAAGGCGGGCGUCGACACGAUCAAGGCCAACCCGGAACCCAUACGUCGCUUCGAGCAGCUUGUCACACCCGUCACCGUCCUCACGUUCUCGCCUGAUGGACAGCUGCUCGCCUUUGGCAGCCAGCACAAGAAGGAUGCCCUCAAGCUUGCGCAUCUGCCGAGCUGCACCGUGUACAGGAAUUGGCCGACAGAAAACACCCCUCUCGGACGGGUGACGUGUGUUGCAUUUGGAAGGAAGAGCGACCUGCUCGCCGUCGGAAAUGACGUCGGCAAGAUCAGACUAUGGGAGAUUAUGAGCUAG